GUGUGGACCUCAGAGCUGUCAUCUACUGUAAUAGACCUUUAACUCUGUUGUUUCUCUGGAUUUUUAUCUGACAUUUCCUGGAGGAGGAAUCAAUCUGUCUGUGUCACCUAAAGGAAACCUUUUAUAAUUUUUUUUUAGAUCUAAAGGAAGUUUUUGUUUCUCGGCUGAGUUGGACAUAGCAUCUCAGCUGAGACCCGGCGGUGCUGCAUACGCAUGGAGGCUGAUCGGUGGAGACUUUCUGUCUUGUUCUGAGGUCACAGGUCGUCAUUCCAAACCAGCGUCAUCUUCUGCAGGCCCAAAGGAGUGCUCCGACUUACCCACAGUGCAUAGGCCUUUCAUUCAAGGAGCCUGGAGCUGCAGGAAAAGAGAGAGAAAAUAAACAGCUUAAAAAAGACGCUUUUCAUGAAUUCCCCACAAACCUGAAAGGCAAAUACUGCAAGUUGGCUGGCGGUCCUGAGGAGGCAUGUGGACAAUGAGUAUGGCUUGGCUCUGUCUCGCAGCCUACACUAUCCUACUUGUUGAUUCCUUUCAUACAGCUGUCACGGAAAGCGAUGUCACUCCACGCCUCACCUUCUCCUACAAUGCGAAGGAGAGGACAACCAGAAGCUUCUCGGUCGGUGGAGUCUUCAACUAUACCUCUCUCCUCCUCAGUAAAGAAGACAACAUGUUGUACGUUGGCGCUCGGGAGAUUCUCUUUGCACUCAACCUCACUGAUAUCAGUGCAGUCAAGCUACAAAGAAAUCUCACGUGGAAAACUCCAGAGAGGAACAGAGACGAGUGCAGUUUCAAAGGCAAAGACCUGCAGACGGAUUGCUUCAACUACGUCAAGAUUUUACUACGCAUGAACAGCACUCAUCUGUAUGUGUGUGGAACAUACGCCUUCAGCCCCACCUGUGCUUACAUAAACACUGCAGACUUCUCCCUUGUCAAGAGUGAUAAUGGUGAGAUUGUUACAGAAGAUGGACGAAACCGCUGCCCUUUUAAUCCUGAAUACAAGUCCACUGCCAUCAUGGCUGAUGGAGAGCUGUAUGCUGGUACAGUCAGUAAUUUCCAAGGAAAUGAACCCAUCAUUUACAAGAGUCUAAGCCAAGGAACUGCUCUAAAAACAGAAAACUCCCUCAACUGGCUCCAAGACCCGGCAUUUGUUGGCUCAGCCUACAUACAGGAGAGCCUGCCCAAGGGCAACCAAGUGGGCGAUGACGAUAAGAUUUACUUCUUCUUCAGUGAAGCAGGAAAAGAGUUUGAUUUCUUUGACAACACCAUUGUGUCACGCAUUGCUCGUGUGUGUAAGGGCGACAUGGGAGGCGAGAGGGUUCUGCAGAAGAAAUGGACAACAUUCCUGAAGGCUCAACUCUUGUGCUCUCUGCCAGAUGAUGGCUUCCCCUUCAACAUUAUCCAAGACAUGUUUGUGCUGACACCGAGCCCUGAUGAUUGGAAGAACACUGUGUUUUAUGGAGUCUUCACGUCUCAGUGGUAUAAAGGUGCUUCAGGAAGCUCUGCAGUGUGUUCCUUCACUAUGGACCAAGUGGAAAAGGCGUUCCAUGGGCGAUACCGUGAGGUCAACCGAGAGACUCAACAAUGGUACACAUACAACCAUCCGGUCCCAGAGCCUCGGCCUGGAGUGUGUAUCACAAAUACUGCCAGGGAACAGGGCAUCUCGUCCUCGCUGCACAUGCCGGACAAGGUGCUGAAUUUUGUCAAAGACCACUUUCUGAUGGACAGCGUGAUCCGCAGCCAGCCCCUUCUGCUCAAACGCAGCGUUCGCUACACGCAGAUAGCUGUCCAUCGAGUCCAGGCAGCAAAAAAGGCAUAUAAUGUGCUCUUCAUUGGCACAGAUGAUGGCAGACUUCAUAAAGCCAUUAAUGUCAACAACAAGAUGCACAUCAUUGAGGAGAUGGCACUCUUCAGUGGUUCCCAACCAGUGCAACACAUCGAGCUGGACACCGAAAAGGGCCAGCUUUAUGUUUCGUCUUUCUCUGAACUGGUGGAGGUCCCAGUAGCUAACUGCACUAAUUAUCAGAGUUGCGGGGAGUGCAUCCUCUCCAGGGAUCCUUACUGUGCCUGGAACGGGAGGAAGUGUGUGGAUGUCAGACAGGCUCCGCCAAACAAUGCCUGGCAACAGGAUGUAGACGAAGCAGACACAUCAGCUAUUUGCGACAAGACAGUGCCAAGCCCACGGAUGGCUAAACCUCUACCCACACGAAUGUCUUUAUGCCAGGUGAUCAUUAUCCCAGCCAACACGUUCAAAGUACUCCCUUGCAAGCUACGCUCUAAUUUGGCUGAAAGGAAGUGGGAGUUCAGUGAGAGCGCAGGUCACUUCCAUUACCCCAGCCCAGAGGGGGGGUUAGUAGUGGUAGCUCAAGCUGACAGGCAGGAAACCUACGAGUGCUGGUCAGUGGAGGAAGGCUUCAGACAGCUGCUGGCAAACUACUGUGUGAGGGGCGAGGCCAAGCACGAGAGCACCACCCUGACAGGCCGUUCACAUACGCUGCAGGACUCCCAGGAAAAGUUUAUCAUCCUGCCAGGAGAGACCCGCUCACCGCAGAUCAACACUAAGACCUACUGGAACGAGCUGAUAGUGGUGUGUGCCCUCCUGGCGUUUUCUCUGGUGGUCUUCUCUCUAUUUGUGGUGUACAGGAACCGCGACCACAUGAAGUCCAUGCUCAAGGAGGGAGAGUGCCCCAACAUGCAGCAGAAGAAGCCCAGAAUUGUGGGGAAACCGGCUGAGAACUUGCCGCUAAACGGCAACACAGUCACAGCGUCGGCGUCUGAUCACAAGGGCUACCAGACCCUUAACGACAACUACAUAUGCAGCACUCCACCGCACGAGUGCUCGUCGCCCGACAACAGCAAGAGCUUCUCAGAGUCGGAGAAGAAGCCUCUGAACUUGAGAGAGAGCCACGUAGAGAUUUCUCCCACAUGUCCACGGCCAAGAGUCAGACUGGGCUCUGAGAUUAAAGACUCCAUAGUGUGAGGCUGGCUUCAUGUUGUGUGGAGUGACAUUUUAAACUGAAAGGAAAGAGUGCACUUGCUGAGAGAGACAAAACCCAAUAAGAGGGAAGACUGAGGAUCAUUAGACUCUUCAUGGAGAGACAUUUCAUUACACAGAUUUUGCACUUGUUCUGUCCCUGUGUUCCAUGUUCAUUUGAUUUUGUUUCCCUCUCACUCCCCCCUUAUUCAAGUGCAUUCGAAGCACGCUGAAGAAGUUCCAGUUUGCCUUCAGACUUUUGACGCUACCACAUACGGCUCACAGGAAUGUAACAAGCUUAGAGGGGGUGUCACAACUAUAUGAUUUCAGUGAUUGGAUUUCAUAGCAUUGCCACUCAGUCCGUCCAUAUAAUCUACUGGUAAUGCUUUAAAAGGCAGAGCGAAAUUCAAACAUUUUCCCACUACUGGCUUACAGGGUUUGCUGUUUUAUUUUAAUUCUGUCAUCUGGUAAGAGCCCACCCUUCGCUGAGGCUAUGUACUGUAGCAAGGCAAACACUCUCACCAGAAUAUACACUAACAAUCCAGUGGCAGGCAAAAAAAAAAGUAUACUCUAUAUUGUUUAGGCUUGAAUAUAACACCGCAACAUAGAAAGAAUUAAGAGCAGAAGAGUUGUGCCAACAAACUGAAAAGGUUGUUUAAAAAAAGACCAUUAUUUGUUAUUUAAGUUACAGGAAACGCAAACAAGGAAUCACCUCAGUGGAAAUGUUGUAGAAACCCUUACCACCUCAAUCACUACACACCAAAAACAUGAACAUUAUAUAGUUAUGAAUGAAGACACUAUGCUUUUUCUAAAGUAUUGGUAUUAUUAGUAGAUAGAGAUAUUCCUCUGUGGAAGUAAGACUUUCAACAGGUGUUUCUUUCACCAAAUGUUGUAAAGUGAAAAAUCUCAUUCCAGGUAUUAUCAUGCUGUUCUUAAUGAGAUAGGCAGUCUAUGCAAAGCAAAUAAUGUGAAGUGGGGUAAACACCAAGAACACCUCACCUCGAGACUGAGUAAGCACAAAGGUGUUGGCGCUGUUAAUUACUUUAGGAUCAGUGGCACUGCAAACACACACCAACACACACAUUUGCUCUCAUUACACUAACUAUAAGUAUGCAAGAUUUUAGCCAUUUUGGUGUAUUUUAGUGUGGAACAUUGACCAAUUGUUUCUUUUACAGAGAGACAUUUUUCGUAGUCAUUCUUUAAUGUUACAAAUAUCUAUCAUCAAUUUUCACAAAGGGAAAUAAUAAUAAAUAUUUAAAUACUACACCUAUUCAUAAUCUGAUUUAAAUGACACACAUCUGUAUAUCCUCAACUUUGAUAAACAUAUUAAUUGAUGAGUGUUAACGAAGGGUAGGAAAUGCCCCUUUCUUGCUUAAAUGGUUUUAAAGGCAACCGUAAAAGCAAUACUUUUCAUUCUCAUCCAGUAAUAAACAUUAGAAUUUGUAAUUGUCUUGAUUAGCCAUUUCCUUAUUCAGAAAUAAUGAAUUUAAACGUUAUUGUUUACUAAAUUUGAGUCAGAUGUUGGAGUAACUUGAAAGCAUUUUUAUACAAUAUUAUUUAAGUCUUACUUGAGUUUGACUCUAGUAUUGCAAUGUGGCCAGCAAAGUUUAAAUUUCACAAAAAUGCAGGAAGGCAUACUGCUUGACUCAGAAUGCAUAGGAUUUGCACAUGAUGUUGAAAAGCCUUAGUAUAAUGCAGGUUAUGGAUUUGAUAACAAAUCUGAAAUGGAUAAUGCCUUCUGAAACAAUAACCAAGAGAUGUGCCUCUUGGGAUAAUAAACUAACCAGGUAGUAGUGCUGUAGAGUCGGUGUGAUAGGACUGGCCAUGCUCAGAAACAAGAGUUAAAAAAAACAUUGAAUAUAUGUGAUUUAAUACUGUCAACGUUGUACAGUAUGUGCACAUGGGGCGUUUUAUUUUAUUUGUUGUCACAGUGGCUUACACCUUUAGUCAGGGACAAAAUUUUAUUCUAAAACUGUAGCACAUGAAUAACCACUGACUUAUUUUAAAAUACUGAAUUAUAGGUAACUAUUAUUAUUACCGUAUGUUACAUUUCUUGUAAAUGGCACUGCAAAAAUGACUGUGUGAAUUUCAAAGAUUGGUCAGCUAUAAUCGAUCAUGCCGUAUGAAAGAUUCAUGCUUUGACUGUUAUUAAAAACAAACAUAUGCCAGUUUUUGGUGAAGUGGCUAUCAUAAUAAUAUUAAAUUGCAGAGCAAAUAUAAAGUGGCAGUGGUUUAGUAAAAUAUGUGCAGGUACUGAACAUGUUUUUAUUUGAAUACAAGCCUAAACUGUUAAUGCCACAGUGAAAGUAUCGCCGUCUGCUCUCUCUCGUAAUGAACCACUAUAGUCUGGCCUUCUAUUUGUGACCGUACAAGUCGCUCAACAUAUAAGUAAAGAGUUUUUAUGUAAAAUAGUUUAUGUAAAAUUGUUUUGUAAAUUCAGCUGCCAAUGUUAAAAAUCUUGUGAAUUGUAUUUUUUGUU
Molecule: messenger RNA, 5447 nt
Organism: Perca flavescens (yellow perch)
Lineage: Eukaryota; Metazoa; Chordata; Actinopteri; Perciformes; Percidae
Gene: sema4ba
Product: sema domain, immunoglobulin domain (Ig), transmembrane domain (TM) and short cytoplasmic domain, (semaphorin) 4Ba
Exons: 15
Coding region: 464-2974 (836 amino acids)
Biological process (GO): semaphorin-plexin signaling pathway; positive regulation of cell migration; neural crest cell migration
Cellular component (GO): plasma membrane
Molecular function (GO): semaphorin receptor binding; chemorepellent activity
Source: RefSeq, a predicted model, not a curated record